This is a messenger RNA of Pseudomyrmex gracilis, 3066 nucleotides long. RefSeq names its product alpha-(1,6)-fucosyltransferase (gene FucT6). Gene Ontology annotation, biological process: protein N-linked glycosylation. Gene Ontology annotation, cellular component: Golgi cisterna membrane. NCBI's taxonomy places the organism in Eukaryota, Metazoa, Arthropoda, Insecta, Hymenoptera, Formicidae. Bases 311 to 2080 code for a protein of 589 amino acids. The record is from RefSeq and is a predicted model, not a curated record. The transcript is spliced from 6 exons. Gene Ontology annotation, molecular function: glycoprotein 6-alpha-L-fucosyltransferase activity; protein binding.
AAGAGAGAGAAAAGAGAGCGCCAUCGCCAGCGAUAACAUCGCGUACAGCGAUGACGGGAAUAAUCAAGUCAAGAAUAAGCAGUGCAGUGGACGUCUCGAUUUGAGUGUCGUGAUAACGCGAUAGUGGCAAACAGAUGAUAGAUAACCCUCGCGUUGUGUUUCGUAAAUUAGCGAAGCGCGCGGCGAGCGGUUGACACUACCGAACACGUAAGUGCAAGAAGUGAUCGAGAACCGUGAAAACUCAUAACGAGAUAGUAUAAAGAUAUAAUGUGACACAUCGCAAAAAAAUACACUAGUUACUUUGUUCAAAAUGGCAAUUUGGUCUGGACGACCUGGUUGGUUAGGAAAGCUUGGAGUAAUAUUGUUAGCCAUAUGGUUUUUGGUAUUAAUUAUAUCUGUUGUUCAUAUAUUUAAAUCUAACUCCUUGUCAAGUUAUGACACAACUACUGCCAACAAAGAAAACACCCAACGUCUAGCACAAAUGGUUAAGGAUUUUGAAAUUCUAAAGAAGCAAAAUGAUGCACUAAAAAAUUACAUCUUAGGAGAAGCAUUAAGAUCUGUGGAAGGUAAUAAUUUAGGUGCCAUACAAAAUAAGCUAGAAAAAGCAUCUGUUUAUUACGACCUAAUAGAUCACCAAGAUGGAUCAAAGCAUGGUGUUCCUUCUUUAGAAUAUGAAGAACUACGACGACAAUUAAGAAAUAAUAUUCAGGAAACAUGGUAUUAUAUUAAUGCUGAAUUAAAUAAAUUGAAAAAACACAUGGACGAAUUUACAUAUGACCAGAGAGAAAAGGAAAUACAAGAUGUAGUGAAAAAUAUAUGGGAACACAAAAAAUCACUCAUAAUAAAUAUUGAUAAAUUAAAAAAAGCAGAUGGUUAUGAUGAGUGGAGAGAAAAAGAGGCAAAAAGUUUAUCCGAUCUUGUUCAAAGGAGAUUUAGAUAUUUACAAAAUCCUACUGACUGUAAUAAAGCAAGGAAGUUAAUAUGUAGCUUAAAUAAAGGAUGUGGAUUUGGCUGUCAAAUUCAUCACAUCACGUACUGCUUUUUAGUGGCUUAUGGUACAGAACGAACAUUGAUAAUAAAAUCUAAAGGAUGGAGGUACCAUAAGGAUGGCUGGGAAUCUGUAUUUAAACCUCUCAGUGAUACUUGUAUAUCUACGUCCGGUGUUUCGCAUUCUAAUUGGCCUGGCGAUCCUUCUAAACAAGUAAUAUCUCUGCCAAUUGUAGAUAAUGUUAAUCCUAAACCAAGAUUCCAGCCACCCAGUAUACCUGCAGACUUGGCGCCGAGAUUAGAGAAAAUUCAUGGCCAUCCUUUAGUUUGGUGGGUAGGUCAAGUGUUAAAAUAUCUGAUGCGUCCUCAAGAUCAUGUGAAGAAGACACUGGAGAGAGCAAAAGAAAAACUAGGAUUUAAAAAACCUAUUGUUGGCGUUCACGUACGCAGAACCGACAAAGUGGGCACGGAGGCAGCUUAUCAUGACAUAGAUGAAUAUAUGAGCAAAGUAGAACAGUAUUUCGACGAACUUGAAACGAAGCCGGAUGUAAGAAGAGUAUUUUUAGCUAGUGAUGAUCCAAAGGUGAUAUUAACAGCCAGAAAACGUUAUCCUAAUUACGAAAUAAUUGGUGAUCCGGAAAUCGCAGAGACGGCGUCUGUAGCAAAGAGAUAUUCGGACACCUCAUUGCAGGGAAUAAUUAUCGAUAUUCACCUUUUGUCGGAAUGUGAUUAUCUAGUGUGCACGUUCAGCUCUCAAGUGUGUCGCGUAGCAUACGAGCUAAUGCAAACCUUUCACACGGACGCGUAUGAUAAGUUCACAUCUCUCGACGAUAUAUAUUACUACGGGGGACAAAAUCCGCAUCCACAUGUAGCUAUUAUGGAUCAUAAACCGAGAAAAAAUGGAGAGCUGGAAUUACAGGUCGGAGACUUGAUUGAAGUUUAUGGUAAUCACUGGGACGGUUUCUCUAAAGGAUAUAACACCAGAACUAGCAUGACAGGUUUAUUCCCCAGUUUCAAAGUUAAGAAUCCCGUUGACGCGGUAGAUUUUCCGAAAUAUUCAAAUGUUCCUCUACAGGAAAAUAAAGCUAAUUAAAAACGCAGCAAAGAGAGCCUGGCACUGCUAAUGUAAAUUAUCAGAGCUUCAAUAAACUGUUAUUCUUUAGGAUCAAAUUCUUAGAAGAUUAACAAAGAGAUACAAUACAGUACGAUGUAUAUAUAUUUUGCUACGUGAAUGACGAUUUAAAAAAGUCUUACAAAAUGUCCAUGACUCGUCAUGUGUAUUUCAGUUUAAAAAAACCAUAGAGAUAUGUAUUAAUUUAUGUAUGUGUGUUGAACAGUGUAUAAUAUAUAAAAAUUAUUAUUUUUUAUUUUUUAUACAUGAAAAACUGAGUUGUUCAGCAUAUGUUUACACCUUUACAGUAAAACCUCUACUAGAAGAUAUGUAGCAAUAUAUAACGUAUUUGUGAGUUUUAUAUGUUUUCAUUGCAAUUCUAUAAGCUAUAAUGUUGAUUUGAUCAAAAGUUUAAUUAGAGAACAAAUUAUAUCGAAUCAUUUGUAUUUUGACGCGACGAUAUUCCAAAAUACAAAUGAUCUGAAGACAUAUUUAAAGGGUUAGGCCAGAGUUAAUGUUAAAAAAAUCUAAUUUUUAAUUUUUUCCAAGAUUAUAUUUUUAAUAAAAAAUAUAUUAAAAUUAAUAUGAAUUCACAAAAAAAUCUGCUUCUAAGUCAUUAGAGUCCAUCGAUUUUGUUUGAUUACCAAUUCAACUUGUUAGCAGAUUCUACCAUCAAUUUGUAUAGUAAAGUUUAUCGGCAGAUUUUGCUUGAUGUUUGACAUCACGCUAUUGUAAUAUUAUCUUAGCUCUUUUAUUUUAAUUUUACCGCCAACCAUCUACAGUUAUCGAAUACAAUAAAGUCUGCAGUAAAUCUGUGAUCUUUUUUGUGACAAAAAUUGUAUCUUAAUAAAAUCUGCGCUUGCAAAUUUAAUUGGCUAAAGAAAGUUUAAUUUUCAGUUUUUUGACCGAUCUCUGGCUCAACGCUUUAAUAUUCUUAGUAUUGGCAAAAUUAAGAAUAUUUUGCAUUA